This is a messenger RNA of Galendromus occidentalis (western predatory mite), 1368 nucleotides long. It is a transcript of the gene Hat1, whose product is annotated as histone acetyltransferase 1. Gene Ontology annotation, cellular component: nucleus. Gene Ontology annotation, biological process: subtelomeric heterochromatin formation. Bases 139 to 1353 code for a protein of 404 amino acids. The record is from RefSeq and is a predicted model, not a curated record. Lineage: Eukaryota; Metazoa; Arthropoda; Arachnida; Mesostigmata; Phytoseiidae. Gene Ontology annotation, molecular function: histone binding; histone acetyltransferase activity. The transcript is spliced from 2 exons.
ACCCUGCAGGCGCGUUCGGGGAGCAACGACGACCGUCGGUGUAUGAGUUUUUAUUGUGCGCUCCUUCACAGUCAAAUGUGAAUUUGACAGUUCUUAAUUGAAGUUCUCAAUUCGUCGCUUCAAUCCCCACGCGAAAACAUGGACGUCGCUGUUCAUAAAGAUUUCCUAGCGCAAUAUGUCGUCGACGCGAACGAAGCCGUGGAGUUCCGGCUCGUUCACUCGUCGAAAGAUAUCGAGAAAGAUGAGGGAACUUUCAACCCCGAGAUGUCGCAUCAAUUCUUUGGUGAAGGCGAAUCGAUCUUCGGAUACCGAGAUCUCACCGUUCAACUUUUCUUCGGUGCUGCGAGCCUGGAGAUUUUCUUAGGAGAGAAAUACACAGAGAAAAUCUCGACAAAGAAGUCCCAGGGAGUCGCUCCGGACAACGUCAUGCAGAUAAUCGGAUCGAAGCUGCCCGAGAACGAUUUCCACACGAGUCUCGAUGUGUUCACGUCCAAGAUCGAGUCCGUGGAACCCACCUUCAGACCAACUGGAUCCCUCCAACAUCACUGGAAAACAGACGAGGGAGUUUCAUACGAAAUAUACCACAAUCUGGUAUCGGACGAGAAGUACAGAAAGUAUCACAUGCGCAUGGAAUCCUUCGUCAUGUGGUACAUUGACGGCGCGUCGUACAUCGAUACAGAAGACGUCAACUGGAACUCAUUUGUUCUUUACGAGAAAAGGAGGGUCGCCGGAGAAACUUGGUUCACGUUUUGCGGCUAUUGUACUGUCUACAAGUACUGGGCUUAUCCUGACAAACAACGACCGCGAGUCUCCCAGAUCCUCGUCCUUCCACCCUUCCAGAAGAAAGGGCUCGGGAGCCAGUUGCUUCAAAGCGUCUACAACUUCUACCAGUCCCGGCCGGAUGUUGUCGACAUAACUUUCGAAGAUCCCUCCGACGAGCUGACGCGCAUUCGGGACUUCCUCGAUUGUAAAAACUGUCAACGGCUCUCGUCGUUCCAUGCUGCAAAAUUACAGAAGGGCUUCACGGAUGACAUGAGAUCGGAAGCGAAGGAAAAGUUCAAGAUCGGUCGACGUCAAGCUCGCCGUGUUUAUGAGAUCCUCAGGCUGAAGAAUACUCCGAAGAAGAGUGCGGCAGAGUAUAAGAAAUAUAGACUUGACGUCAAGAAUCGACUGAAUGCCACGAAUCGGCAAGAGCAGAUCAACAUCGAGAAAGCGAAGAAAGCUUUCAAAAAAGAAGGAGCCACGAUGCCCGAGUUCCAUUUGGUGAGCGAUAGCAUCGAGAAAUUGGAUGCGGAAUACAAAGAACUCGAAGCAGUGUACAUGCAUGUUAUAGAGCGACUCAGCAGAGAUUGAGAGAAGGGAAACAUU